Messenger RNA from Anopheles arabiensis, 5434 nucleotides. RefSeq names its product G-protein coupled receptor dmsr-1. Gene Ontology annotation, biological process: G protein-coupled receptor signaling pathway. The coding region runs from base 2181 to 3605 and encodes 474 amino acids. The transcript is spliced from 6 exons. Gene Ontology annotation, cellular component: membrane. The record is from RefSeq and is a predicted model, not a curated record. NCBI's taxonomy places the organism in Eukaryota, Metazoa, Arthropoda, Insecta, Diptera, Culicidae. Gene Ontology annotation, molecular function: G protein-coupled receptor activity.
GUGAUUUUUUCCCUAUGCACAAACCGUCGAAUAUGCAUUUUUUAUAUGCAUAUUUUUUAUUUUAUAUGCAUAUGCAUUCACAUAAAAUAAUAAAAACUAAACUUUGUAUUGACAUGGCAUGUUUUAGAUAGUUUAUAUUUACUUUCCUUGCAAUGUGCGUUCCCUUCAUCCAAAAUCAACAGAAAUGUUCAUACCAAGCACGACGAAAGAAGCGGAAUAGGCAUGCAUAAAUAGCUGGGCCUGGGCGAGAGUUUGACUUGUUGGCGUGCAAAGUAAAUUGUAUCAUGGCAAAAGGAAAAGCGUUGCUUCAGGUUUCCAUGCGAACUAUUCACGAACGAUCUAAGGUUCAAUUGCAUGUCGCGUAUUGAACGCAGGGCGGAAUCCGUUUGAUGUUUGUUAUUUCAUGUAAAACGGUCCUUAUCGAAAAGGUGUGCUUCGAAAAUAGGAAAACAUAUAUACACAUAGUUGCUUACCUUCAAUUUCGGAAAAACGAAAUUGAUUUUCUUGUAAAGUUUCCUUUCGUGUUUUUUUUUGUUCAAGUAAAAAUGCAAUUUAGAAACGCUGUUCAUAUGAAAUGAGACAACAUGUUUUGGGGCAGUAUUAAGCGGUUUAACACAUCACAGGUUGUGGGUACCAAUUUGAUACAAACUUACUGAUCCUCUACUGUCCCAUUGGAGUGACGAUUUGCUACGGAGAUUGCUGUAUGGCAAUUAUAUUUAGGUUCAUGACGUCUAAGUUUUUUUUUUGUUAAAAAGAGCUGAAAUUUUAUCAAGCGUCUCGAGCAUCAGUAGCGAAUAUGUCAAACCAUUUUUUUUAAUAUACAGAAUUACAGAGUUUCGAAUGCGAAGACUGCGUUAAAAGGUCUUUAGAUAAAUUGUAUCCUGAAACAUGUGAAAAUAAUAAUGUGACGCUGAAACACGCCCAGAGCGUUUGCAUCACUCAUUCAGAUGGCCCAAGACUCCUAGAGGAUAGAGGACCACCAGGCGAAACAAUGUGCAAAUCAAUUAAAAAAGGCUAUUUCUGCUGUAAUGUAAUAAGUAAUAAUAAGCAGUAAUAAUCUAAUAAGAACUUUAAAAAAAUACUACUACAUCUCCGUCGCCAUGCAAUAUGAAGUAAAAUGCUCAUUAUUUACUUAAAUUAGCGUAUUGCUUUCCAUCUACGUUAAAAGUUAGUUUUAUCGGUAGUUUAAAGCUAAUCAAUGAAUCGAUUCGUAUUAUAAUCCCGUAUAUUUGUCUUGUGCUACAAAGUAUCGUAAAAUUUGUGAAACCAAUUCGCGUGAAAUUGUUACCAGAAUACAUAAAAAAAUCAAUUUAUAUCGCCAAUGCAAAAUCUGUAUUACUCUUCGAAUUUUCAAAUCGAUUUCCAAUUAUCCUAGUGUUUGACACGCUCCCUCUUUCAGAAUUGAAUUCACACUUUCUCUCUCUCUUUGUGGUAUUUCAAUCGUUACAUUUUCAUUUCUUUUCAAUUCGUUUGAAAUGGUGGCUCCCAUGCUGGCUUAUUAUAGGGAGCUUUAAAUGCAUAGACUAAAACCCUCAAAUUCCAGCAUCCUGUGAUCUGAUUGUGUGAGUCCCAGCUUUAAUCCAGCACUUUGAAGCCAAUUGAAUUGAGUUGACCGAGCGCCAAGUUUAUUAUGGUUCUGCCAAUUUCAUGUCUUCUUGUCACCUCUCGUUAUUCAAACCCCACAAUCAAGCGUUGUUAAGAAGUGUUUUGUGUAUUUGCAUUGCACGCUCGGAUUAGCUAUGAAUACGAAAGGGCAUGUCAAUACGAUUACUUCCAAAAAAGAGGAUUUGACAGCCAGCUGAAUCAAAAGUACUUCCUAACAGCAGAGCCAAACUUGUGCUAAUCGGGUUCGCUGAAAUCAACCACUGGGUUUCUUGACCUAUUUCAAAACGGAUAUAGUAACAGUGAACGAAAUGUAUGUUCUAUCCUGCUUCUGGCUCAGCACAUAUUCCCAACGGUUCGCUGAUACGCGAAUGAAAGCUAUUCCCCUGGUGAGGGUUUUACUAACAGUUUGUUUCAUUAUAAUCCUGUUUCCCAUCGUGGUCUCAUAUGAUUGUGAUAUUCGUUCAACCGAACCACGGUGCAUACGGGAUGGGUUUCUUUGCAGAAAAUGGAUUCAGACCUCGGGAACGGUUGGUACGAUCUAACGCCGCCUGGCGGCGUUGAUUGAUCCUGGCAGUAUGGAGCACCAGUGUGUGGAAGAACGUGUCUUAGAAUGGUUGCACUACAUCUACAGCAACGAUUCCGCCAGGGCUAUCGUGCUGAACGCCGCCGAGUUUAAACAACGGUUACUCUACAUACUCGCGACGCGAUUCAACAUGGACGAAACCGGAGCCAGUUACUAUCUGCAUGCGUUCGAGUAUCAGAACAUUACCGAGCACAACAUCACCGAGGAGCAUGUGAACGACUUCCUGCGAAGGGUGUUCCAAUCCCUGAACUUCCUAAACCGAACGAUUCCGGACCAUGCCGACGUGGACGAGGUGGAAGCGACCAACUGUAGCGAUUAUUGUAAAGGGGCCGUUCGGGAAAUACUGCUCGAGUACAAAUUGCUACAUGGCUACAUUUCACUUGUGAUAUGUUUCUUUGGCACAAUAGCCAAUAUACUCAACAUUGUAGUGCUGACUAGGAAGGAUAUGACCAAAGUGCCGAUAAAUCGUAUUUUAAAAUGGCUUUCCGUGACAGACAUGUUUGUAAUGCUCGAGUACAUCCCGUUCGCAUUUUAUAUGUAUCUUAUACUUCCAGAUCGUCGAGACUACCCAUAUUCUUGGGCCGUUUAUCUAAUGUUUCACAUGCAUUUUACUCAAAUAUUACAUACGAUCUCAAUACUGUUAACAGUUACGCUAGCAAUUUGGAGAUACAUUGCAAUCAAGCAUCCACACGGUUCGCUCGCUAUUUAUGCUCAAUCAAACUACGGGCAGGCUAUAGCAUUGUGCUACAUCUUGGCACCAAUCCUGUGCUUUCCUACGUACUUUGUCUUUACAAUACGACAGACAUUCGUUUUCGACGGCGACACCCAGAUGAUACUGUUCCAUUUGGAUACGGAUGAAAAUACAAUUGUCUAUCGAUACAAUUUCUGGAUCCAUUCGGUAAUUAUCAAGCUGCUUCCAUGCACCAUCCUAACCGUCAUCAGCUGCGUACUUAUACAGGUACUCUGGAAGGCAAGCAAACGGCGCUUGAAAUUGAAGCAAGGGGGAAAUUAUUCGAAAAAUGGAGCUUCCUCCGUCACGCCACAAAGUGGAGGUGGAAGCAGUGGAGUUUUACCUCCGAUUAGCAAUGGAAAUCGCCCCCCGCGAACGGAUCGUCGGGCAGAUCGGACAACCACUCUGUUAGUGGCGGUGCUACUGCUUUUUCUCUUCACCGAAUUUCCCCAGGGCAUUCUGGGGCUAAUGAGUGGUAUACUGGAAAAGUGUUUCUUCCGCCGCUGCUACGGCCUUUUCGGCGAGGUGAUGGACCUGCUAGCCUUAAUCAAUGCUGCCAUCGGAUUCGUGCUGUACGGGCUUAUGUCGAAACAGUUCCGGACGAGCUUCAAGUCGGUUUUUUUCAAAACUCCAACCCAUAGGGCCGAGAUUACACGCAUGACCGGCAUCACAACCACCUGUGUCUGAUCGUGUCACACCCGCCACAUGCACUUUCCCUUCCGUAAUGUUCCCACCAAGCUUGAGUGAUCGAUGGGUCACCAAGUACCUUCACCUUUCUGUCAUAGUUGCCCUUUGUAGGGCCAGAGCUUUCGUGACACUGCUGUACAGCUGGAUGGUUCAAAGGUUAUCGCUAGGUUCAAUUGCUAAACGAAUUUUGUAGGUUAAGUCUGCGGAAAAUUACCAUCCUAAAAGUAACGAAGUGCACAAUGCAGUAUUUGCAACACAAGCGAUUGCUGCAACAGUAGCCGAUUGCAGUAUUCAUAGACGUAGAAUACCUAGAAAAUGAACCUAUUGUAGAGCGAUUUUUACUGCUGAAUGGGCUAGACGAAAAAAAUCAGGAUAAAGUAACCAUGGUUUUAAUGUAACCAUUUACUAGCCAUGGGUUGGAGUUGUGAUUUUAUCAAAAACCAAAACACAAAACGAACAAGAAAAUACGACUAAGGUGUAUAUAAUACUCGUUAAAUUGUACACAGGGCUUCCCCCUGUUGGUAAGAAGUAUAAAAAGGAAUUAUAAACAGCGAUAGAAGAUGUACAGCAUAAGAGCACUAAGGUUGGAUUAAUUCAUCAGAUUAAACUACAUGUGCAUCGGUUCAUAGAGUGAUAAUCGUUUUUGAUGCAAACUCAGAAAUAAUGCAAAGGGAACCAUUAUUUUUUUUGAAAAAAAAAGAGAAAUAAAAGUCUAUAUUGAUAAUCGUAUUGAAACCUGAUCAGCAUGCAGCGUAGUGAUUUGCGAUUGACAUUUUAAGUUCGAGUUUCCCGGGAAUCGAGUUGUCUCGAGGAUGGUUUCAAUCUGAAAGUUGUAGCAAUUAUUUAACAAUCGUCAAAACCCACCGUUACAAUGCAAACCAACUUCACAUCGAGAAAAGAAGCCGACGUUGCUCGGUGUGUAGAAAUGUUUGCUUCGUGCAGGCUCACUGUUGAAUGUAAUAUCCUGUGCAAGGUCCACUGAGCCCCAAACCUUCUUUAGGAUAUUCGUCGCAUGUGGCCCGAAUACACCAUUACGGUUAUUAUGUUGAUUUAAGGAAACUGCUGGAAGGAAAAGGUUAUGCAACCCGCCACACUUUUAGCUCUGCGUUUAGAUCGUAACGAUUCUGGACCAAAGUAAUGUGAAACCGGUGUGCUUAUGUGCGCGCACUUUGAAGCUCAUAGCAUCGUUCCAUUUCAAUUAUUUUCUGUAUUGAGUUACGAGAAUAAUGUUUAUUAUCAUGUUUUAAUUCAAAGUAAUUGCUACAACUUCAGAAACUUAACGAUAAGAAUCCGUGAUAAUUGAACUAUUACUCAUCGAAGUAUAUAUUCAAAUGUCAUUCAAGUUACUUAUAGCUUUGAAAGGUUGAAAUGACCUUGCAAAAUGAAUACUAAUGUCAAUCGUACAAAAACAAAAUCCAAAUUUUCAUGUUAUUAUCAAGAAUUUUUUUAACUAGUUGCGUACGUUGUAGGACCAAAUGCAAAGCGGCACAACAAUGGCAUAAGAAUUGUAAAAGGCACAUCCAAAUGCAAACAAUGAAUGGAUGUCCUAGUUAGAGCUUAUGUAAUAUGUAAACCUAGAAACUAAGCUAAACCAAACAAAAAAAAACUCAAGAGAAAUCCUAACAAAAAUCGAUUCCAAUUAGUGAAAAACGAAUUUAAAACGACGAACGUAUUUUGCAUUUAACAGAGUAGUGCGAUUUUGUGACAAAUAUAGUCAAAAUAUAGACGAAGAUACUAGGGAAUGUGGUGUACGAAGGAAUAAGAGUCACUGUAUUUUGAAAUGUAGCUGCCAAGAUGCUGCGUAAAGAGGCGUAAAAUUAUCUAUACAU